UACGUCUCAACCUCUCAGCAGUCCGACCUCUCUUGAGCCAGUCCAAGAGAUCCGUUCAACGUCGAGGCGACGCUCUUCGCCGCUUCGCGUGCCCGUUUCUUGUGUUUUUGUUGUGUGUGCGUGAACAUUUUUCCACCGGAUUCGGAUUCGUUUUCUUCUGCGUUUGGUGUUUCGUUCUGUGUUGGCAGUACCAUCACCGGCCUUCGUUUCCGUCACGCAGGUGCAAAAUUGUGAAGAAUAGAAAGAUAGAGCAGCAUUUGGGGAAGUAAAUGUGGCACCGACCACACCACAACCGUCAGCAAUGCAACAGUAUGGACCGCGCCCACUCCUCCACCUCCCAUCACCAGCAGCACGGCGUCACCCUCCAUCCGGACAACCUGACCGGGUCGUAUAUGCGCCGCUGUGCCCCCCAGACACCCCCGCACGUACGUCGGGCUUACUUGCACUUCCCGCCACCACCUAAGUAUCCCCCAUCGCAUCCAUCCACCUCCAAGAUGGCCGAUGAGCAUUUCUUGAGCGCCCCCGGCCCGUCCACCUCCAAGCAGGCGGACAUGGGAUGGGACAUGCCCAACGAUUACUCCUAUGCGUACUACGAACCGGGCCCACCGACCAGGCACACCAACGUGCCCAGCAAGUACCCGGGAACGUACCGGGAGGGGUCGUACAGGACCAGGCACACUUACAUGACCAGUUGUAGGUACGGAACCGAGGAGAACAUCUACGAGGAGAUCAGCGACAUAGCCAGAGCAAGACUGAGACCGAUCCACCAGGACAGCAUAAUGUCCCUGAAUCAAAGUUUAGUGGAGGAGGAGGUGAGGCGGGUGCAGAGCGGCCACCGGAGGGUGCUCGGCGAGCUGAACCUCUCGGUGGAGGCGAUGCUGAUGCCUUCCAACUCACGGGAGGGCAGCGACGACACCGACAGGGAGAACGAGAUGGACGAUCAGCUGGCCGAUCUGCUGACCGUCGGACCGACGGACGAAUUGUUAUCGCCAGUGCCCACCGUUGAUCUGGAUAGUGGUUUUAGUGGCAGUUCCAGUGGUGCUAGUUACCGUAGUGCGGCGGGCAGUUUGCGGCGCGGUCCUGAGAGACCCAAGUCAUCGAGUUCGUGCGGACCGAGGACGUCGACGCCGGCCGACGCCGCCCCCAACAAAACGUUCUGGGGCAAGAAGGCAUGGAAAAAGAUCGCCGCCUUUCCCAGCAACAUUAGUCUGAAUAAGAAUAAAGAUGAGCCCCGCAUUCGGUCCGGCACAUGGGAAGAGCCGGGAUGCGGUGAACACCACCGUACGGCACCGACGCUGGCCCACGGCCGCACCCUGCAGCACACCGUCUCCCAGCGCAGCUCUGAGGACAGCUGGUGCUCGGGGUCGGAGCCCGAGCUGUCGUCCGACGACGAGAGCGACAGGAGUGCCGCGUCCAGCAGUAGGAGCAACGGUCAGCUGCGCAACACACUGAACAAAGCGCGUACCCUCUGGCGGAGCAGCGGCAGCGGAGGCGCGGGCUCCCAGAAUCGGCUCUCGCUCGACGGUUCCCUGCCGGGGGACGCGUCGCCCCAAAGCCCGGCAAAUCAAGGAAAACUGUCUAGGUGGUUUUCGAUACGGCGGGGCAGCAGUCACCAGUACGAUGUGGAGGGUGCGGACGGGCAAAAGGUGGCGCCGACCGGCGCCAACAAAAUGCCCCUACUGCCUGAGGUGGAGGAAGAAAGCGCCAUCGCCUUCCCCAAUUGCACCCCACAGCAACGCAGACAGCUGCCCCCGUCAUUGCCGCCGCCCCCACCCGAUCUGAAUCCGAAUCAGCAGAAGAGGAGGAUGAUCGUGGCCCAGAUUGUACAUACAGAAAAUUCUUAUAUUGCAACCCUUCAAAGACUAGUUCAUGACUAUAAAAAGCAUUUAGAAGAAAGUAAUCCCCCAGUUUUAAGCACGUCGAAAAUAGCCGUGCUGUUCCAUCGACUUCCAGAGAUUCUCCAGUGCCAUACGUUGUUUAGGAUAGCAUUGGCGGAGUGCGUGCGAAAUUGGGACAAGGAAGAGAAAAUCGGAGACGUGUUUGUUGCCUCUUUCUCUAAAGCCAUUGUCCUGGACAUAUACAGCGGGUUCAUUAACAAUUUUUCCGUUGCCAUGGACCUGGCCAAAAUGGAGGCCAAACGUAAAUCAGCUCUUGCAGACUUUUUUAAGGUGAAACAGAUCAGUUCUCAUGAUCGGUUAUCAUUUUUCGGACUUAUGGUAAAACCUGUUCAAAGGUUCCCCCAGUUUAUUCUGUUAUUACAGGACUUGCUGAAGUAUACGCCUCAAGGUCAUUAUGACAGGAUGUCCUUACAAUUAGCUUUAACCCAGUUAGAAUCCUUGGCGGAAAUGCUCAAUGAGCGAAAACGUGAGGCUGAACAAUAUCAAGCCUUCAAAGAAAUGUUAAGGAACAUCAGCGGUAAAUUUGCGGCACGUCCUUUAACAGACAAUAACAGAUUCCUAUUGCGAGAAGACAACGUUACUCAAAUUGAAUAUAACCAAACGGGAAUGAUAACGAAGACGAAAAGUCGUCGACUGCUGCUACUGAACGACUUAGUAGUUUGCGUGUCAGUGGCCUCCAAGUCAUCGGAUGAUUUUGGCGCCAACGAAAGACUGAGUCUCAAGUGGACUUAUCCAGUUUCCGAAAUAGAAAUUCUGGAUACUAGUACAUCUCCCACUUUGAGUCGUAUUCUGACUGCCGGCCAUUCCAAAGGUGGAAGCCUAAAAUCCAAUGGGUCUUUUGAAGGCACUCAACCGCAGGACGCCAACAAUCUUUGCAAUGAAAUGAGUCAAUUGAUGCAUGACUACGAGGUGAUGAGUCGAAUAAAUGAUUUGACCGCCCAGUUAAGAGGAACCUACAAAGACAUCAACACGGAGAGCACCAGAAGGAUUCUGCAACAAAUCCAAACCUCAAUCCAGCUGAAAGACGAGGAAAUGGCUUGGGUGGACUCUUGCUGUCUUCAACUGAUGGUCAAAAACAAGGGCAAAGAAGAAACUUACACGUUUCAAACAGAUAACCCCUCAAUCAAGAAGGAGUGGAUAACCGAGCUACGACUGGCGCAACUGGCUUUGGAUCCCAGUAAUUCACCAGCCUGGGAAGUACCUGAACAGGAACAGAGGCCGUCUACAAAGAUGCCACUAUUCGUACGAGCACAACCUGUAUACUCGUCACAGCAUCAAACAGAGGUUCGCUGUGGAUGCUAUUACUCAAUAACAUUGCCAAAGCCAACGAAACGGCGCCACCGCCAGCAGAGUUAUCUGUGGUUGUGCGUUUCAAACGGAGUGAGCAGUCACAUAUCAGUUCUAGCUCAACAUCAUCAACACACGGAGAUUCUGAAGGACGUAACCUCGUUCUCCUUGGUGGAAACGCAAGUGACCGCGAUGGAAUUCGUGAAAGGCUCUUCGUUUUUGGGCCCCAACUUAGCUGCUGACGCAGUCUGGAUGGGCACGGUUAGUCGGAAGAUAGUACUGUACGCGGCGGACGAACCGGAGAAACAAGAGGAGCUGGGAUCGGCGACGGUUUCUGACAUAGUCAUGCAAAUUAAAUACCACUGUGAUAACGUAUACGUAGCACUGGGCAAUGGAACUCUUUACGUGUAUAGAAAGAAUCCCGUCGAUGGAGCGUGGAUGUUGCAAGAGCCGCAGAUUGUUAAUCUGGGCACAGAUCCGAUAUCGUGUCUGUUGCCGAUAAACCAGUGCAUGUAUGCGGCCUGUGGCAAGAAGGUUUGGGUGAUCAACGGUGCUACUGGAGAAGUGCAGAAAAAUUUCACGAUCCAGCACGAACAUGUCGGAAAUGUGAAUCUGAUGGCUCACAGCGGUAUCGGCCUAUGGAUCUCGCAGAAGAAUUCCAGUACAAUUUGUUUGUAUCACACUGAGACGUUUAAGCAUUUGCAGGACAUUAACAUUGCGUCGAUUGUGAUGAGGGUUUCCAGUUCGGCUGGCUCGAGGGAUACUAUCAACAAUAACAGAACGCAUGUCAGUGUUACGGCAUUGUUGGCGUGUAAGGGACUUUUGUGGGUUGGCACCAAUGUGGGUAGAACUCUAACUAUUCCAUUGCCGAGACUAGAGGGUGUUCCGAUUAUUAGUGGUAGGGUUAAUAUUUCUUAUCACGCACAUUUUGGACCGAUUACUUUCCUACUGGCACUACAACCAAAGAAUUACAAUAAUAAUCUAACGAAAACUUUGUCUAGAGAAAGUAAGGAGGAUUCCAAAAUCGAACCAGACAGUCUCGAGAACAGUUUCACGGAAAAGGCAGAGAGUGAACGGCCUAAAAUGGAAAAACAACUUUCGGAUGCUUCCGUUCAAAGCAUUUCAGCAAAACUAAAGUACCAAUUAACUAGCAGCCCGAUAGUAUUGCGUCGCAGACGCUCUAAAGACAGUGACAUCUCCAGGCUCAGUAAAACGUUGCCCCGAGGCAUGGGAACUGGAGGAUCAAUCUUUUCCACCAGCAGCACCUCCUCACACAGUUCAGGUGACACUUGCAACGUCUACGGUCUGUACGGCGACCUUAUGUACGUAAAAGACUACGAAAGGGAUGAGAACAUCCUCACGGAUUCCAUGUACGAAUCGAGACGUCGCAGCGACCCGGAACUGGCGGCAAUUCCCAGCAAAGUCAGCACCCUGGAUCGUAGACUAAAAAUGAAGGCCAGCAGACCCAGAUCGUUGGACUUGUCCAAUUGGUCCGUGGACUCGCGAUCGUCCAGUCUCUGCACGUCUUCUGGUAGCGAGGAGAGCAUGGCGGUAAGGCACGGAAUGCACGGCAGGAGCAUCUCGAGGAACAAUUCGAACGCGAGCAGGCAACUGAACGGUGUUAGUGAGAACAACGUGACGGUGAUCGAAAAGGAACCGCAACCGGCACCGACCGCCGUCACGGCCAGCAAGACAAAGACAUUAAGCAAGAGCAGUGCGUUCGACAACGGUCGCAGGACUGUAAUCACUCUGAUGGGCGGUAGGGGUUACGUAAACUGUCGGCCGCCGUGCUGUUCGGCCGACAAGACCAAAACUGUCACGCCUGUCCGGGAGGCGAACAGUAACGAUGCCCACAUCGUUAUCUGGGAGUUGAAAUUGUGAUUUGAUAAGGAAAAGUAACUGUAGAGAAAUCUGUGUAUUUUAAUAUAAAUGAUAAAUGUGAAUAUUUCUAUUGUUUUAUUUUAUAAUGUAAACGAUGUCAUAUUGUCUAAUUUAUUAAAAAUUCAUGUUUUUUAUUUAUUUUUUAAUGUCAUCACAAAAGAUAUUUUGAGAAACAUCAAUGUGUACUGUUAUAUUUUAUAAUAGUUGUAUGUACCUAUUAUAAUAAAUUUAUUACUGUUCACUGUGUUAUAUUAUUAAAGUAAUUAUUAAAA
Messenger RNA from Aethina tumida (small hive beetle), 5338 nucleotides. RefSeq names its product rho guanine nucleotide exchange factor 10. The transcript has 11 exons. Gene Ontology annotation, molecular function: guanyl-nucleotide exchange factor activity. Gene Ontology annotation, biological process: positive regulation of stress fiber assembly; actin cytoskeleton organization. Lineage: Eukaryota; Metazoa; Arthropoda; Insecta; Coleoptera; Nitidulidae. The record is from RefSeq and is a predicted model, not a curated record. Bases 270 to 5066 code for a protein of 1598 amino acids.